Molecule: messenger RNA, 6968 nt
Organism: Pieris napi
Lineage: Eukaryota; Metazoa; Arthropoda; Insecta; Lepidoptera; Pieridae
Product: fatty acid synthase-like
Exons: 39
Coding region: 4-6903 (2299 amino acids)
Biological process (GO): fatty acid biosynthetic process
Molecular function (GO): fatty acid synthase activity; oxidoreductase activity
Source: RefSeq, a predicted model, not a curated record
AUCAUGGUGCUAACACAGAAGUUCACUGAAAAUGACACCGUUCAACAAGAUAGCGUUGUCAUCUCUGGAAUGGCUGGCCUCUACCCCCAGUCUCACAAUGUCAAGGAAUUUAAAGACAUUCUCUAUAACAAGGUUAAUCCAAUCAAACCAAAAGAAACCCGUUGGAAGUACAACCACCCGGAAGUAGCGAAUAGUACUGGCAAAGUUCCGGAGUUGGAGUAUUUCGAUGCUCAAUUCUUCAAAAUCCACUAUCGAUUGGGCAACUCAAUGGACUCUAUGUCCAAGAAAAUAUUGGAGCAAGCCUUCGACGCAAUUUACGAUGCAGGUAUUAGUCCAGACCAGCUCUCAGGAACCAAGGUUGGUGUCUACUUGGGAACCUGUUUCUCUGAAACCGAAAAGGCUUGCUUCUAUGUCGCUACUUCUAGAACGGGAUUUGGUAUUGCCGGGUGCAGUAAAAGUAUGUUCGCCAACCGUAUUUCCUACUGGUUGAACGCGAAGGGGCCCUCCAUGUCAGUGGACCAGGCCUGCUGCAGCUCUACUGUGGCUCUGGAGUUGGCGUACCAGGCACUUAUUAGAGGUGAAGUGGAUUCAGCCAUCGUUGGAGGCUCCAACAUCUGCUUACAUCCCCAAUCAACUGUUCAUUAUGGAAGAAUCAUGCCAAUAAGUAAAGAUGGUGUAACGAAAUCGUUCGACAAAAACGCCCAUGGUUGUGCCAAGUCAGAGGCUAUCAAUGUUUUGUUUCUACAAAGAGCAAAGGAUGCACUAAGAAUUUACGCUGAAGUGGUACAUAUCAAGUCCGAAUUCUGCGGUCUACCAAAGGAUGAUGAUGGUCCAGUGUUCACCUUUUAUCGGGACCCCUGUAUCAUGGCAGAUUUCCUUAAAACCUUCUAUGAAGAAGCAAACGUGCCACCGCAGGCUGUUGAAUAUGUUGAAGCUUUUGGUUCUGCAACGCCAAAAGUGGAUAAAGCUGAAUUGGAAGCUAUCGACAGAGUAUUCUGUGACAACAGAGAGGACACUCUUCUAGUUGGUAGCGUAAUGUCCAACUUGGGUUACGUAGAGGCGGCUUCUGGCAUUUCUUCUGUUACCAAAGUUCUUCUAGGCUACGAAGCUGGUAAAAUAGCAGGUAAUAUAAACUGUGACGAUCCAAUAGAUGAUGUUGAGGGCAUUCGAACUGGAAAAAUGCAGAUUGUAAGAGACCACGAACCAUUUAGACAAGGAUAUACUGCUGUUAACGGGGUUUCUGUAACUGGCGUGAAUGCUCACGUUUUGUUACGAGGGCUUAAUAAAACUAAGGACCUCAACCGUUACAAAUCAAACAUUCCCCACAUUGUUGCAAUAUCAGGAAGGCAGAAAUCUGCUGUAGAAAAGAUCUUCGAAGAUUUGAAAAAACGUCCGAUAGAUCCUGAGGAGAUAGCUCUCUUCCACAACAUUCAUCAAACCAAGAUCAGUGGGCAUUUGGGAAGAGGAUACAUUUUGUUAGAUACAAACCAAGACAAUGAGACGGUUGUCCUAAGUGAGACGGCAGAUUACUUUGAUGAUGUGAAACGUCCUCUGUGGUUCGUCUACAGCGGUAUGGGAUCCCAAUGGGCUGGUAUGGGAGCACAACUCAUGCGCAUACCUGUUUUUGCUGCGGCUAUUGAGAGAUGUCGUCGAGCCCUAGAACCCAAGGGAAUCGAUAUUUUACACAUUAUCACUGCGCCAGACAAGAAAAUCUAUGAUAAUAUUCUGCACUCUUUCGUGGGAAUCGCUGCUGUUCAAAUUGGGCUUACUGAUGUUCUUAAAGAAAUGGGAAUUGUGCCGGACAAAAUUAUUGGUCACAGUGUCGGCGAGUUAGGUUGCGCAUAUGCAGAUGGCUGUCUUACCGCUGAAGAAAUGAUUUUAGCUGCGUAUAGUCGUGGUCUUGUCUCCGUACAGACGCCAUUCAUACGUGGUUCUAUGGCUGCCGUUGGGAUUGGCUAUGAGCAAAUCAUCAAGUUAUGCCCCCCGGAAAUCGAAGUUGCUUGCCACAAUAGUUCAGAGUCCAGUACGAUUUCCGGCCCAGCUGAUGCCAUGAAACAGUUUGUGGAAUCGCUCACUUCAAAGGGAGUUUUUGCUAAAGAAGUUCCUUGUUCCAACAUCGCGUACCACUCAAGAUACAUUGCUGAAGCAGGUCCCGGUCUACUGAAGUACUUAAAAGAAGUAAUUCCAACUCCAAGAGCUCGUACUGAGCGUUGGGUCUCGACAUCCAUACCUCAAGAGCGCUGGGAGGAACCACUUGCAAAAUAUUCUUCUGCUGAAUAUCAUACAAACAAUUUACUCUGCCCAGUUCUGUUCGAGGAGUCUGCUCAGCUGAUACCAAAGAACGCUGUAUUGCUUGAGGUUGCCCCGCACGGUCUCCUGCAGGCUAUACUUAAGAGAUCCUUGUCUAGUUGUGUCAAUAUACCUCUUACACGAAGAGGUCAUCCGGAUAAUGUUACACACAUGCUUGAUGCUAUUGGGAAACUGUACAUGCAAGGGUACUAUCCAAAGGUCCAAGCUCUCUACCCCAAGGUUGAGUUUCCAGUUUCGACAGGAACACCCAUGUUGGGACACUUGAUUGAGUGGGCUCAUACAGAGAAAUGGAAUCUGCCUUUGUAUGUAUCUGCUCAUAGGAAAGCGGCGACAGCUUGCAAGUUUGUCUUAUCUGUACACGACGAGGAACAUAAUUACUUACAAGGACACGUAAUAAGAGGACAAAACUUGCUUCCAUUCUCUGCUGCAUUGGUUGCUGUGUGGGACACUCUUGCCAUGUUUUUCGGGAUUAAAAAGAAGCACACCUCUAUCCAGUUUAAAUCUAUCCAAUUCUAUGCCCAGCCUGUGUUGCAUGAUGGACGGCAGUUGACCCUCAAUGUCGCUAUUCAACGUGGCAGUGGGAAAUUUGAGGUUUCUGGUAAUAGUAUGUUAAUGGCAUCUGGAUACGCUGAAAUUAUUGAGAAAGAUGAAAGUCACAGAUUAUUAAAAAUACCCGUUGAUAAAUCUACAGAAAAUACCCUUAAAAUGAAUGAUAUUUAUAAAUUGCUUCACAGCCGCGAUUAUCAAUACAGUGGUGAAUUCCGUAGUCUUCUGUCAGUGAACACAUCCAUGACUCAAGCGGAAAUAUCCUGGAAAGACAAUUGGGUUGCUUUUAUCGAUGCAUUGAUACAAUUAAACAAUGUACGCCGUCCUCACAAUACUGUAUCAAUACCUGACUCUAUAAGAAAAUUAACAAUUGAAAUUGAUGAGCACAAGAUGAAUGACAAUAAAAUACUCAGAGCCGAUGUCAUAGAUAUUCAUGAUUGUACACGAUGUGGCGGAGUAGUUAUAGAAAGUUUGACGUUCCGCGACCUACCCAUAAGUAACAGCGAGGCAGUUACCAUGAAAAGCUUGAAGUUUGUUCCGAACUUCAUGCCGGGACAGUCAAAUGAAUUAACCGCUCUAUACGUAUACUUACAAAUAAUUGCGGAAAAUGUGGAUAGCGACAAAAUCGAUGCAAUUGAACUUAUAGAAAAUUACGAUGGAAUUUCGAAAUAUAAAACUCUUGAUAGAGUGGUUCUUGAUAUUCCCGAAAUUAAAAUGAAAUAUAAAAAGAUGCACCACGAUGUUUUUUACAAAAAAGGUUUAGGAAGAGGCAACGCUAUCUUCGUCACCAAUCUAUCCAACAAUGAUAAGCUAACCAAAGCUUUCGACAAAUAUCUACCCCCCAACACCUUAAUAGUGAACAAAGAAUAUAGCGCAGAAAACAAAAUACGACCGGCAACAUUAUACACUGUGCUCUGCAAUCACCACAUCGAAGAUAAAUUAGUGUUACAACUAAUUAGAUGGAAACCAGAUAACACAAUCGCUGGUACAAGCGCUCUAACCGUCCGUUCGGAUUCGAAUUUGUCCCAUUUAAUUUCUACAUUAAAGUUUUUACCUGCACAUCAAAAAUUAUUGAUAUUCUCGCCAUAUCCCUCAAUACCAAAUUUGGAGAACUUUGUAAUGGAGUGGAGGAAGGAAGGUCGCAAAGUGAAUCUGAUUAUGGUUAAUCAUAGUAUAGAUGAACAACAGUUUGUUGAAGAUUUGCCCAAGACUGAUUUGGCCAUCAACGUAUUGGAUCACGGCACAUGGGGCGGUAAAUACUAUGUACCAAUGAAGGCAUCAGUUGAUCACCGUCGGGAGGCAAUGCUACAAAGCGCAAGUGUUGGAGAUUUUAGCUCUCUACAUUGGGUUGCUGCUUCGAACGUGCAAGAACCUGGUGUUAACGUGAAGGUACAUUACGCUGGCGUUAAUGAGCUUGACGUGAAGAGAGCAUCGGGUGUUGUGAAAUUUGCGAAAAACAGUUCGAAAACUUACUUUGGAAUGGACUUCAGUGGUACUACGGCCAGCGGUUGUAAAGUUAUGGGUCUCAUAGCUGGAGGCUCCAUCAGUAGUCGAGUGAGUGCUCAUCCAAAUCUUCUUUGGCCGGUGCCCGAGCAUUGGACCCUAGAAGAUGCAGCUACUGUACCUCUUGCUUACUGUCAAGCAUUUUACUGUUUGGCCAUGAAGAACAGGUUCUUCCCCGGCAAAACGGUGCUCAUACACGGCGGUACCGGAUCGUUGGGUCAAGCAGCUAUUGCCUUGUGUCUUGCAUACAAAUGCGAAAUAUUCUCCACGGUCAGCAAUAGACGAAAGAAGGAAUUCCUACUGAAGCUUUUCCCGACACUCAAAGAGGAAAAUAUUGGCUACUCAAGAGACAGCACAUUCGGUGAUAUGAUUCUUACAAAAACAAAAGAAAAAGGGUGUGACAUUGUCCUAAGCUGUGUGAAGGGUGAACUUAAAAAUAUAAGCAUCAGCAGUUGCGGUAGUUCCGGAAUUGUAAUAGAUACAACCUUAAUACAUAACCACGAAGAUUACAACUUUGGAAUGCACAGCCUUACGAAAGAAAGGUCGUACAAACUUGUCGAUUUCUCAUCAAUAUUUGAAUUUGGAACUAUUGAAGAGUUCAAGCGUCUCCAAGCACUCGUAAGCGAAGGUAUAGCUCUGGGCUACGUUCGUCCCUUAACAAGGAUAGUGUACUCACCAAAGGACGUAUCUAGAGCCUUCCGUCUUAUUGACGACAGUAAACACCGGGGCCGAGUGCUCAUCGAUUUGCAACAGAAUAUACCCAUUGAACGGGCAAGCCUUCAGGUAUCACCGGAAAUGUCUCAUUUAGUUAUAUCAGAUGACGAUAUUCUGGCAACUCAACUGAUCGACCGACUAGUUGACCGAGGAGUCCGAAAAGUACGACUUGUAACAUCGCAGUCGGAUAUCGUGUUAUAUAAACAAAUGUAUUGGAGUAAAACUGGUGUUAAUAUUGAAGUAAUUAAUCAAGAUAUAUGGAACACAAAUAAUAUUCCUGCGUUACUAAAGGAUCUAAAUAUAGAAGGAGUGUAUACUAUUGUAACAAAAGACACGAUAUUUGAUAAAGUUAAUGAAUUUUUGAAAGACUUAGAUUUGAAAACCAGGGAAUUGAACCCAAUAAUAAGAUAUUUCGCUGUUAUAAAUGAAAAUAGCGGUAUCGGUGAGCACGUAUCACUGUUAAGGAAGAAGAACAGACUCGCCACGACACUCGUCAGACUUCCAUGUUUGAAAAUGAGGGACAUAGAAAAUGAUUGCAAAAUGUCAAUGAGAAGUGCAAUAGAUAUAAUUGAAAAUGCUCUAUUAUCGCAAGAAGCUGUAAUAAUGGCGCAUCGCGUUCCUACCAAAGUGCAUUUGUUGGAGGACAUCACUAAGUGGGCAGAUAUAAAGCUGCCACAGAACGUAGACAGCGAUUCUACACUUUUAGAUUUGGGCAUGCACGAAUCAAAGACUAAAGCAGUACAAUUUUGUCUUCGCGACCACUAUAAUCUGUGGUUCCUUGAAGAAGAAAUACCCAAUAUCACCAUAGAAAGGAUACGAGAGACGGAAGAAAAACUACUGGAAUUACAAUAUAAAGACGAGCCGGGUCUUUCUUCUUUCUUCUCUUACGUGGAUUCUGACGAGUUGUUGGCUACAACUGAGAUGACGUUCUUACCAACUCUCACUAGCAGUUCCAGUAUGCGAGAUGACGAGUUUGACCCGGAUCAGGCCUUCCUCUGCAUUGUACCCGGCGUGGAAGGUCAUCAUCUGAGAUUUACGGAACUGUGUGAGAGGCUGAAGCUCCCAGCUCUUGUCUUACAACCUGGUUUGGGAAAAGACGAGUCUUUACAGGAUAUCGCAAAGCGAUUUGCUAAGUGUCUUUUGAGUCGAACAGAACUAAAGAAACAUUUCUACUUGAUGGGAUACGAAACCGGUGUUAUCAUUGCCUUAGAGAUGGCUGCCAUCUUGGAAGAUACUGGUCUUACUGGUGUAGUAUAUUGCCUGGGCGGAACACCAAACGAAAUCGUAGCGCAGUUCGAUUCGAAGCUAACGGAAAUAAAAGAUGACGUCACGUUACAAGAAUCCGUAGGCAAACACAUGGUCAAACUUAUGUCUGGUGAAAACACCAACUCCUUAGACGAAAAAUUAAAUAAAGCAACGACCUGGGAAGAAAGAGUUACGUACUGUGUACGGGAUCUUAUUGGAAGAGUUAGUUAUUCCACUCAAUACACAAAGGAAUUGAUAGAAGCUGCGUACUCGAGGAUCAUGCAAGUGAAGAAAUAUUCCGCUAAACCUCAGAAGUUACGUUCUCUGCUUAUAUUGAUGAGAGCUAACUUUGAUGAAGAGUUAAAGAAUGAUUCCUUGCAACAAUAUUCGCAACAACCUAUAAUUAAGUAUCAACUGAAGGCUCCAUUGUGCUAUGCAGCGCAGGACUUACGCUGUGCUGCUAUUAUUAAUAAGCACCUGGAAGAGGAUCUGAUAGAAGCAUUUGAUAUACGCAAUCUAUGUGAAACCUACUUGCUCAAUGCAGAUACAUUUAUGACAGCUGCCGUUGAGAAUGUUGAUUCUUAAGUCUUUUCAUUUACUUAUUUAUUUGAUGUGGGUGUAUUAUAUUCAUUAAAAUUUAUUUUCAUAUA